Molecule: messenger RNA, 1251 nt
Organism: Fraxinus pennsylvanica
Lineage: Eukaryota; Viridiplantae; Streptophyta; Magnoliopsida; Lamiales; Oleaceae
Source: the annotation of a GenBank genome assembly
AUGGCUUUUGCAGCAAAACAAUUCUAUUCAUCUGCUACAUUUUCUAAUCAUGUGCAGCACAAGAAUUUGCCCUCCAAAACCCAUUUUUCAUCCUUUAUUCCCAAUCAAGUUGUUGGGAGAAAAUGUGAAAAGCCAAAUGUUUUAGCCUGCAGAAAGCCUUUGUACAUUUCAGCAGUAACUGGAUUUGGCUAUAUUGGUGAACCAGAGAAUUCGAAACCUCGAGACGCUACAAUCCAGUGCAAUGCGUACGAAGCUCGUCGAGCGCAGCCUUUACCGAUUAGCAUCGAAUUCGAUCGAGAAACACGAGAGGCUGCUGCCCAGAAGAUUAAGAUUAGUGUUUAUUUUGCUACAUGGUGGGCCCUAAAUGUUGUGUUCAAUAUCUACAACAAGAAGGUCCUCAAUGCCUUUCCAUUCCCGUGGCUUACUUCAACUCUAUCUCUAGCAGCUGGCUCUCUUCUCAUGCUGGUUUCUUGGGCUACAAAGAUCGCUGAGGCUCCAAAGACUGAUUUGGAGUUCUGGAAAACUUUGUUACCUGUUGCUGUGGCACACACAAUUGGGCAUGUGGCUGCAACAGUAAGCAUGUCAAAGGUAGCAGUUUCAUUUACACACAUUAUAAAGAGUGGUGAACCAGCUUUCAGUGUUUUGGUUUCAAGAUUUCUACUUGGAGAGGCUUUUCCGACAUCAGUCUACCUUUCACUUGUGCCAAUUAUUGGAGGCUGUGCCCUUGCUGCUGUCACUGAGCUCAAUUUUAAUUUAAUAGGGUUUAUGGGGGCAAUGAUAUCAAACUUGGCAUUUGUGUUUAGGAACAUAUUUUCCAAGAAAGGCAUGAAGGGGCAGUCAGUGGGAGGGAUGAAUUACUAUGCUUGUCUUUCAAUGUUGUCUUUGCUGAUACUUACUCCCUUUGCAAUUGCUGUGGAGGGUCCCCAAAUGUGGACUAUUGGGUGGCAAAAGGCCGUUUCUCUUAUUGGACCAAAUUUUGUUUGGUGGGUGGUGGCCCAAAGUGUGUUCUAUCACCUCUACAAUCAAGUGUCCUAUAUGUCACUGAAUGAGAUCUCCCCAUUGACAUUUAGCAUUGGGAAUACAAUGAAGAGAAUAUCUGUCAUAGUAUCAUCUAUUAUCAUCUUCAGCAUCCCUAUUCAACCAAUCAACGCACUUGGUGCUGCUAUUGCCAUCUUGGGCACUUUUCUUUAUUCUCAGGUAACCUACCCACAACCCUCCCUGAAUUCCCCACCCCACAAUUUUUUGAGUUAG